Messenger RNA from Ostrinia furnacalis (Asian corn borer), 1465 nucleotides. RefSeq names its product eclosion hormone (gene EH). Gene Ontology annotation, biological process: neuropeptide signaling pathway; ecdysis, chitin-based cuticle. The transcript has 3 exons. The record is from RefSeq and is a predicted model, not a curated record. The coding region runs from base 180 to 446 and encodes 88 amino acids. NCBI's taxonomy places the organism in Eukaryota, Metazoa, Arthropoda, Insecta, Lepidoptera, Crambidae. Gene Ontology annotation, molecular function: ecdysis-triggering hormone activity.
CCUACUUGGUAUCGACUAGAAAAUUCCAAAGUUCCAAAUUUAAAUUUUCAAGUUUUAUGUUGUGCUUUUGUCAAUUGUUUUUCUUGUCGUUGUUGGUUUCGCAUGUGAUUUGUGAUAAGUGAUAAUGAAUAAGUUAACGUAGUGAUUUUGUUUUGUUUUUGUUUGACAAUCGACUAAAAAUGACCACCAAAUUCACCGCAGCCCUCGCCCUCUUCGCUGUUUUCGCUUUGGCGAUCAACUUCGGCAACGUUGCGGCCAGCCCUGCGAUCGCAACCGGCUACGACGCAAUGGAGAUCUGCAUCGAAAACUGCGCGCAAUGCAAAAAGAUGCUUGGCGCCUGGUUCGAGGGUCCAUUAUGCGCUGAAUCCUGCAUCAAGUUCAAGGGCAAACUGAUCCCCGAGUGUGAAGACUUCGCUUCCAUCUCCCCGUUCCUUAAUAAGCUUUAAGUUAGCCCGAUUUUACUUCGAAUUUAGGCAAAAGUCCCAUAUGUCCAUGUCGUUAAAGUCCAUAUUUCAAAUAAUGGUGCUAGUGAACGAUUCUGUAGUCUGGGAUUACAUUAGUAGCCUACCUACAUACAUAAUAGUAGCACAAGAAGAUUAGUUUUUUUCAUAUUGAAUAAGUUCUUGCCAAGCAUUUGCUAUAACAGUGAUAUUCCUGCAAGUUUUACAAAUGGCUAAAGUAUGAUUGAUUUCAUACCCGCUAAAGCUAAAGUCGUAUACGGAAAUAAAAAUCUGCAUUAGUGUGAAUUGUAGUAAUAUAAGAAUAGAACUACAGAGAGAAACUAAAUGUUAUUUUGUAAAUCACUAGCUACCGCUCGCGACUUCAUACGCGUGGCCCAUUUGACCCCCUUUAGUGGUAGAGUUUCGUAAAAUCUGUUCUUAGUCUACAUAUAGAUUUUAGGACUAAACCAAGCUCUUGCCUUUAUUCGAAGUUUUUCUUAGUAUAAUUUCAACGAAGUCAUGCCAAAGUCUAUCGAUACUCUUAGUGUAAGUGAAAUGUGAAUGAGUUUGUAUGUACUUAAUGCAUUUACAGGGAUUAAUGUAAGUGAUAAUGAAAUAUAACAAUGAGAUUGCAAAAUUACUGUCCUUUUAUUCAUUACAUAAUUGCCUUAAUAAGUAUUAAAAAAACUAAAUAUUUAUAAUUAAUCAAAGUUUCUGGAUAAGAAUUUAUUAUUAUUACUUUGAGGUCCACAUACAUUUUCAAAUCCAAAAAUAGCAUAAUGAUUAAUUUUCCUUUCAAAAUAGUGGACCUAUCGCAUACAUACAUUUAUAUGCCUACCUACUGUAUUAUAAUUUAUUUAUUGUGUAAAUAUUUUUAUGCCUGUAGUCCAAUACAGCAGUUACUUCGGAGUGAAUCCUCCAAAAUGUACAAAACUCAAAAAAAAACUUGUCAGUACAUAUUGCACUUUCACAUAACCGUUUCUGAUAAAAUACAAAAAUGUACCUUAACGUCUUAAGAAUAUCCA